Orbicella faveolata is the source of this 2774-nucleotide messenger RNA. RefSeq lists its product as uncharacterized. The record is from RefSeq and is a predicted model, not a curated record. Gene Ontology annotation, cellular component: plasma membrane. Gene Ontology annotation, biological process: calcium ion import across plasma membrane. Lineage: Eukaryota; Metazoa; Cnidaria; Anthozoa; Scleractinia; Merulinidae. Gene Ontology annotation, molecular function: calcium channel activity.
GUUUGCCGUCGAAAGUUUCAAAACCAUCUUCGAUUUCUGUGCGUUUGUUGUGAAUAAGGGAUGAUGCCUCGCGUGACCCGAUCAACACAACACAGUCACUGCGGGGAAGUUGAUCUUUGAGCUUCUGUUCCUCCGCUAAAAUGUCUGUGAUGUUUCGUAAAUCUGCUACCGAGCGAAGCUUGCCUUGUAGAUAGUCUUUUAGUUGUUCGGCUUUCGUACUGUCGUUUCCAGUGUACAGGAACAAAGCAAACUUCAUUUCUCAAAUCGAUUUUUGCGUGAGGAUAUAUAACGAUAUGAAUAAACACGCUUCUUGAAUAGUAUCAAUGCCUGUCCUUCUUUCAAGUUGAAUUAUUCAAGCCGAUUGAAAAAUGCUGGCAUAAAUCUUUCAUAGGAAGAUAAGGUAAGGCUUUUGAUCCUCGGCGGAGAACAGCCGUCCUUUCAGGCCUCAAAUAUUGCAACCAGAUAGACAGAGAAUUCUACAUAUAUUAAAAGCGCUGACCGAAAAUAAUUUGCGACAUCAGUACCUUAAUUAUUUCAAAUGCAGCUCUUUUCUAAAAUAAUUAAAGUGGUGACAACCACCAAUCUUUAAUCGGCCAAUAGCAGAGGUAAUUUUUUUGUCUGUGCAUAAAUUAAGAAACAGGUGCUUUCUUUGCCGCAUAAUUUUGUAGGCUGACAUUGAAACAGAAGCAACCUUUUCACCCACGUAGCAAAUUAAUUGUAGGACAGAACAUCAUUGCAUUGUGCCUCGUUUCUAAAUACGUUCUGAAUGAAUUAAAAUUUCAUAUCCGCCUCAGUUUGGGAACGAGGCUCAUUUUCGCCUUGCUGUUGUUGUCCCUAGUCCUCCACUUCCCACUGAAGGAACGCCUAUCAAUAUUCGCACUGGAGUGUCGCUGGUUCAUCGAUGAUGGUUGUACGGUCGAGAUUCGUCGGGUGUUUUACACUUUAGAUCGUGAUGAAUCGUGAUAUGCAGAGUUGAAUAACUGAUUAUUAUCCCGUUCGUGGCAUAAAUAUGGAGACGAGGGAAAUCGUCUUGUUAAGUAAUUCGCGUUGAUGCCAUGUAUACGAUUUGAGCGCGCCCUUCUGGAAACCUAAACGGCCGGCUAAAAGGUGCUUUCAAUACAUAUAAUUACAUCUUCAAGCCAGGAUUAAAAGAUUAAGGCAUGAAAAGAGAAGAACAGGAGUUGCUCGAGCGAGCUGAAGGAAAUGAAAGUCGGGAGGAAAAGCCAGAAAUUGAAGUUAAUCAACAAGAUGACGGCCUGGAAGAUGAAUUUGACCGAAAUUUCUGGAUCAAGGUUCGACAAAAGUAUAGAGAAGGAAUGCCAUGGAACAGAGCAAUGGAUGAAGUGCGAGUUGAAAGGCUGAUCCAAAAAUACAAAGACAAUGGUGAGCUAGUCAGUGAAGACCCUGCUCUUGUGAUGUUAAAAAAGUGGCCAGCAUCAAAACAGUAUCAAGAUAAUUUAGAUCGCCUUCCAGGCCUUGAGCGACUGAUUAAUAGAUUUUUGGAGAUCCUAUUAAAGAGUGAACUCAAUGCAGACAAUAGAUAUGAGACGUUCAGAGAUGAUGAAGAUAAGACAAAGAAGACAUUGAUGCACUAUGUAGCUGAGCUUGACUUUCUACACGUCACUAAAACACUUGUGAAAAAAUGUCCAGGCUUGUUGGCUCUGAAAACAAAAGCCCAGCUUAAACCUGAGAAGAAGCGAGGUUUAUUACCAGUUGAGUUAGCGUUGACAAAGGAGAAUGACGAUGUGGCAGCAUAUUUGAUAAGGAUGAUGUGGCAUGAAAGAGUCCAGAGUUUAUUUUCAUGGAGGCCUGGUGAUAUGUCAAAUCCUCAGCCAUCUUUCUUUAGCUUCAAGUUGAUAAUUGAGAAUUCUAAAAUGAAGAAAUCAGUUGUUGCCAUAUUAGACCAGAUGGUGAACCCACACUGGCCACACCUACCAAGGCGCAAAGAAGACUAUGACAAUCAAGAAGAAGAGGAGGGAAUUGAAGGUGCAUGGAGCACCAUCACUGACGAUCCAUUUGACUAUCACUUUUACUACCACAUCCUGGAUGGUGAUGAGUCAGGCCGACCUCCUAAAGUUAUGGCCUCAAAGGGAAACAAGCUGACAGAUAAUGAAUAUUUUAACCGGCGUGACAAGUCUUGUUUACAUCUUAUUGCGAAAAGCGAUAACAAGGAAGCCUUGCAACAUCCAGUUGUUAGAAUGCUGAUAAAAACAAAAUGGCAGAGCUAUGGACACUGGUUUCUAAGCCUUCAAGCCGGAUUUUAUGUGAUUUUCUUGCUCCUCUUGUUAUAUUCUCUAAUGUACGGCUCAACAAGACUGGACCCCACACUUUACAAGGGUGCUGCUGACUCACUGCGUGGCUUCUGUGAAAUUUUAACCCUUGUUAUGGCCCUCCUUUACAUUUGCGAAGAAAUCAAUCAAAUAAGAAGAGAAAGGCACUUGUACUUCAAAGAGUGGAUGAACCUGUUUGACUGUUUAGGCCUGCUUCUAAUCUUCUGCAUAAUUCCAUUACGAUACUCUGAUAGCAAGGCGCAGUGGAUGGUGGCAUCGUUAGCUUUCCUCUUCAACUGCUUGAGGAUAUUUAAGUUUUCUUGCGUGACAAGGACCACGGGAUUAUACACAAAAACCUUGGCGAAGAUUAUUAGACAAGACGUGUCAAGAUUCAUGGUAGUUUUUGCUGUGGUUUUUCUCUCCUUUUGUGGUUCGUUGUUCUUGUCUCUUCGUUUUUCCAAGCAAAGCCAACAAUUUAGGUGCGUGUUAUUAAUGCGCUUAUGA